Messenger RNA from Lodderomyces orthopsilosis Co 90-125, 1278 nucleotides. RefSeq names its product tRNA-5-taurinomethyluridine 2-sulfurtransferase. Bases 1 to 1278 code for a protein of 425 amino acids. Gene Ontology annotation, cellular component: mitochondrion. The transcript has a single exon. Gene Ontology annotation, molecular function: sulfurtransferase activity. The record is from RefSeq and is a predicted model, not a curated record. Lineage: Eukaryota; Fungi; Ascomycota; Pichiomycetes; Serinales; Debaryomycetaceae. Gene Ontology annotation, biological process: tRNA wobble position uridine thiolation.
AUGACUAUGUUACGAGCUACUUUGAGGCUGCUACGACUACCACGAGUAAGACCUUACAGCGUUCAUACACAUCCAUCACCAUACUAUCCCAAAUUUAACACACAUGCUUUACCAUAUGACCCACAAGAGCCAAGAAACCUUCUCCAACCAGAGCAAAAUUACAUCCAACCACAACCACAACUCAACGACACCAUAAUAGUGGCGAUGUCAUCCGGAGUUGACUCUUCAGUAUGUGCCGCAUUAUACGCCAAGUACCCCAACGUGCGAGGGAUAUACAUGUCAAACUGGUCCCAAACAGGCACUUGUACCGAACGGGAUUGGAAAGAUGUGAAGCAGGUUUGUCAAAAAUUAGGCAUCCCUUGUGAGCGAGUCAAUUUUGAAUCUGAUUAUUGGAAUAAUGUAUUCACUCCCAUGAUUGAUAAAUAUCGUGCUGGAUUAACUCCUAAUCCUGAUGUCGGAUGUAAUAAACAUGUCAAGUUUGGUAAAUUGGCUCAAUAUUUGAAUGAUAAAUACGGUGAGAAAUGGUGGUUGGUGACGGGCCAUUAUGCGCGAGUGAUGCAAAACGGCACUGGGGAAUACCAUUUACUUCGUGGAUUGAGUACCCGUAAAGAUCAAUCGUACUAUCUUUCAUCAAUUCCAUCUGGUAUUCUCAACAAGGUGAUUUUCCCAUUAGGUCAUUAUCUAAAAUCAGAAACAAGAGACAUGGCUUACCAAUUUGACCUUCAUGUGAAAAACAAACCCGAUUCUCAAGGUCUAUGUUUCGUUAACCCAAAUCAAUCGAAUUUCCGUGAUUUCCUCAAUGAAUAUAUCGAACCCAACCCCGGUGAUAUUGUAACUGAAGAUGGUAAAAUCUGGGGUCAGCAUCAAGGGUUAUGGCAUGCUACAAUUGGACAAAAAUCAAGUGUUUCAAUGCCUCAAGGUGAUCCAAAUUACAAAGGUGUUUGGUUUGUUGCUGAGAAGAAUGUGACAAAAAAUCAAUUGGUUAUAGUUAGAGGUCAUGAUAAUCCAAAGCUUUACAAAUCAAAAGUUACGGUUACUGAUGUUGAUUGGGUUUACGAUGAGAAGAAAGUUGGUGCUCUUGAUCCUAUUGAAGUUGAGUUUCAACAUCAUUCAUUAUCGAGACCUACAAAAAUUAAAUUGUGGUGCUUGAAAAGUGAUGGUGUUGUUGAAUUGGAGUUGGUUGAUAGUGUCAGGGCAUUGGCCCCGGGUCAAGCAGGAGUGUUUUAUCUUGGUAAUCAGGUUUUGGGUGGUGGUGUGAUAUCAAAAACUGAAUCAUAG